GCAGAGGCUCCUAGGCGGCAGCGGCGGCGGCUACUCCCUCUUUCCCUCCCUCCCUCUCUGUCCGUCCAUCCGUCCGUGCGUCUGUCCGUUCGGCCUAGGUCCGGCCCGCAGCAUGGCCGGCGUCAGCUUCAGCGGCCACCGCCUAGAGCUGCUGGCCGCGUACGAGGAGGUGAUUCGGGAGGAAAGCGCGGCCGACUGGGCUCUGUACACAUAUGAGGAUGGCUCCGAUGACCUCAAGCUUGCAGCGUCAGGAGAAGGGGGCUUGCAGGAGCUCUCGGGGCACUUCGAGAACCAGAAGGUGAUGUAUGGCUUCUGCAGCGUCAAGGACUCCCAGGCUGCUCUGCCAAAAUACGUGCUCAUCAACUGGGUCGGCGAAGAUGUGCCUGAUGCCCGAAAGUGCGCUUGUGCCAGCCAUGUGGCUAAAGUGGCUGAGUUCUUCCAGGGCGUCGACGUAAUCGUGAAUGCCAGCAGUGUGGAAGACAUAGAUGCAGGCGCCAUCGGGCAGCGGCUCUCCAACGGUCUGGCGCGGCUCUCCAGCCCAGUGCUACACCGUCUGCGGCUGCGGGAAGAUGAGAACACUGAGCCUGUGGGCACCACCUAUCAGAAGACAGACGCAGCUGUGGAAAUGAAGCGAAUUAACCGUGAGCAGUUCUGGGAGCAGGCCAAGAAGGAGGAGGAGCUGAGGAAGGAGGAGGAGAGGAAGAAGGCCCUGGAUGAGAGGCUCAGGUUUGAGCAGGAGCGGAUGGAGCAGGAACGGCAGGAGCAGGAGGAGCGGGAGCGACGCUACCGGGAGCGGGAGCAGCAGAUUGAAGAACACAGGAGGAAACAGCAGACUCUAGAAGCAGAAGAGGCCAAGAGGCGGUUGAAGGAGCAGUCGAUCUUUGGUGAUCAGCAGGAUGAGGAGGAAGAGACCCAGAUGAAGAAGUCAGAAUCUGAAGUGGAGGAGGCAGCGGCCAUCAUUGCCCAGCGGCCCGACAACCCUCGCGAGUUCUUCAAGCAGCAGGAACGAGUCGCAUCAGCCUCCACAGGCAGCUGUGAUGUGCCCUCGCCCUUUAACCACCGGACAGGUCGUCCGUACUGCCCUUUCAUAAAGGCAUCGGACAGUGGGCCUUCCUCCUCCUCCUCUUCCUCCUCCUCCCCUCCACGGACUCCCUUUCCCUAUAUCACCUGUCACCGCACCCCAAACCUCUCUUCCUCCCUCCCAUGCAGCCACUUGGAUAGCCACCGGAGGAUGGCUCCCACCCCCAUACCUGCCCGGAGCCCAUCCGACUCCAGCACGGCCUCCACCCCUAUUGCUGAGCAGAUCGAGCGGGCCCUGGAUGAGGUCACAUCCUUGCAGCCUCCACCACUGCCACCACCGCUACCACCAGCCCAAGAGACCCAGGAGCCCAGCCCCUGCCUGGAGAGUGAAGAGACCAGCAAGGAGGCCCAAGCAGCAGCCCCUCAGGCCUGGGCCAGCCUGGUGGAGGAGUCUCUUCUGUCAAGGGAGACUCCCCGGGGGCAGGGCAGCCCCACGGAGGACUUGAUGUUCAUAGAGUCUCCAGAUGAGGCUGCCCUGGCCACCCCUUUGGAGCCUCCUCCAGCCGGCACCACUGCAGCCGGCACCUCUGUAGCUGACGCAGCUGACACCAUCGAAACCGACACUGCCGAGGCUGACGCCACUGUUGCCAACACAGCCGCCCCUGCCGCUGCCAGCCUCAUUGACCUAUGGCCUGGCAACGGGGAAGAGGCCUCUGCACCCCAGGCCUGGGAGCCACAGGCCGAGCCCAGGGCCCCCACGCCACCCUCCAGUGCCAAGGUCCCUCUGGCAGAGGUGCCCCUGCUGGACCAGGUGGAUCAGGAGCCCCUGCCACCAGUGAGCAAAAGCUGUGCCAACCUUCUCAAUUUUGAUGAGCUUCCUGAGCCGCCAGCCACCUUCUGUGACCCAGAGGAAGUAGAAGGGGAGCUCCUGGCUGCCCCCCAGGCCCCAGCUCUGCCUUCUGCUCUAGAGGAGCUAGAUCAAGAGCCGGAGCCAGAGCCCCACAUGCUGACCAAUGGCGAGACCACCCAGAAGGAAGGGACCCAGGCCAGUGAGGGGUACUUCAGCCAAUCACAGGAGGAGGAGUUUGCCCAAUCAGAAGAGCUGUGUGCGAAGGCUCCGCCUCCUGUGUUCUACAGCAAGCCUCCAGAAAUCGACAUCACCUGCUGGGAUGCAGACCCUGUACCAGAAGAGGAGGAGGGCUUCGAGGGUGGAGACUAGUGGUGCACCCGCCCUAAGGCUGCCCUCGCCAAGGCCGCCCACUUCCAGGCCUCUGGCCAGACGGCCUGUCGUGCCUGCACUCGCAGCAGCUCCGCCUGGCACCCACUCCGGAUUCCGGCCCUGGCUCAGACUCGGCCGCUUCCCCACCCACAGGGCCUUUGACAGCUUUUCUCUUUUUUUUUUUAAAGUGGAUAGGAGACUUGUACAGUUGACUGGUUUUCCUCCCGUUGGUAGUUGAGACGCUGUUGCAGAUUCCACCCUCUCCCCACCCGGUCCAGAUUGUAGCUCUUAGAACUCCCUGCUCAGCUGGCCGGGGUGGGCCUCCCCCUGCUUGGGGCCUGGUGCGGGGGAGCUCUGGUGGGAAGAUGUGCCCCCACCUCUUUUCCUAGUUUUAUGUUUCUUGGAAAAAUAUCACUUUGUAUUCUCUGUCCAGGGCUUCAGAUAUUUUGCACGAAUUUUAAAACAUGGCAAUAAAUGGCUCGUGGGCUCUGGCUCCCUGGGACCCCCUCCCUGCCCUUCUCUUGACCCCUCCCUGCCUGGCCCAAAGGAAGUAGCAGGCCCAGCUGGGGCCCCUCGGCUUCCCUGCCCUCUCCUGCCCCUCCUGCUGGGCAGGUCCCAGGCUGGAGGCCCUCAGAUACAUUCAGGUCAGGGCUUUGGGGGGGCGGGGGCUUGGGAGGCCCCUCCCUGACUCCUCCCUCUUUGCUUGGGUUCUUUUUCACGUUCAGUAACUGUUUUUUGGAAAGCACAAACUUCUGUAACGGGUCGUGCUCAUGUCUGUUAAUAAAGAAAUCCAGAUCCCUUCA
Messenger RNA from Loxodonta africana (African savanna elephant), 3042 nucleotides. RefSeq names its product drebrin 1 (gene DBN1). The coding region runs from base 113 to 2239 and encodes 708 amino acids. The transcript is spliced from 15 exons. Gene Ontology annotation, molecular function: actin filament binding. The record is from RefSeq and is a predicted model, not a curated record. Gene Ontology annotation, biological process: postsynaptic actin cytoskeleton organization; regulation of actin filament polymerization; neuron projection morphogenesis. Gene Ontology annotation, cellular component: site of polarized growth; postsynaptic density; lamellipodium. Lineage: Eukaryota; Metazoa; Chordata; Mammalia; Proboscidea; Elephantidae.